Messenger RNA from Dromiciops gliroides (monito del monte), 1223 nucleotides. RefSeq names its product mitochondrial uncoupling protein 2-like. The coding region runs from base 276 to 1208 and encodes 310 amino acids. The transcript has a single exon. The record is from RefSeq and is a predicted model, not a curated record. Gene Ontology annotation, molecular function: oxidative phosphorylation uncoupler activity. Lineage: Eukaryota; Metazoa; Chordata; Mammalia; Microbiotheria; Microbiotheriidae. Gene Ontology annotation, cellular component: mitochondrial membrane. Gene Ontology annotation, biological process: mitochondrial transmembrane transport; adaptive thermogenesis; mitochondrial transport.
CUUGUUUUCCUUUACGGUCCCGGGCACAUAGUAUGAUCAUUAGGUGUUCAAUUUCCCAGCAAUUUUCUAUGGAAAAUCAAGGGAAGUGGGCCAUGGUUGCUGUGAGCAACUUUGAAGAGCGGGACACCUUUAGAGAAGUUUGAUCAAGGUGCCAUCAUCGUGAGACCCCUCCAAGUCAGGACUCCGGCAGAGUUCCUCUAUCUCGUCUUAAUCUUUGGAGGCCAUCUUACCAUUUCUCUGCCUCCUGGGAAGUAGCAGAACACCAGCGUCAAAUCAUGGUUGGAUUUAAGCCUACAGAUGUGCCCCCAACAGCCACCGUCAAGUUCCUUGGGGCUGGCACUGCUGCCUGCAUCGCUGACCUCAUCACCUUCCCCCUGGACACAGCCAAAGUCCGGCUGCAGAUUCAAGGAGAGAGCCAGGGGGCCUUCCGAGCUUCCUCUGCCACUGCCCAGUAUCGGGGUGUCUUGGGCACCAUUCUGACCAUGGUGAAGACUGAGGGCCCUGGCAGCCUGUACAAUGGGCUGGUGGCUGGUUUGCAGCGCCAGAUGAGUUUUGCCUCUGUCCGCAUUGGCCUCUAUGACUCUGUCAAGCAGUUCUACACCAAGGGAUCUGAGCAUGCAGGCAUUGGGAGUCGCCUCCUGGCUGGCUGUACCACAGGGGCACUGGCAGUGGCCGUAGCCCAACCCACAGAUGUGGUGAAGGUACGUUUCCAGGCCCAGGCUCGUGCAGGUGGCAGCCAGAGAUAUCAGGGUACACUGGAUGCCUAUAAGACUAUCGCCAGAGAAGAGGGGCUUCGGGGCCUAUGGAAAGGAACUUCACCCAAUGUUGCCCGCAAUGCUAUUGUCAACUGUGCUGAGCUGGUGACGUACGAUCUCAUCAAAGAUGCCCUCCUGAAGGCCCACCUCAUGACUGAUGACCUUCCAUGCCACUUCACAUCAGCCUUUGGGGCUGGCUUCUGCACCACCAUCAUUGCCUCCCCUGUGGACGUGGUCAAGAUGAGAUACAUGAACUCUGCCUCCGGCCAGUAUGCCAGUGCUGGCCACUGCGCCCUCACCAUGCUCCGGAAGGAGGGACCCCAAGCCUUCUACAAAGGGUUCAUGCCUUCCUUCCUCCGCUUGGGCUCCUGGAAUAUAGUGAUGUUUGUCACCUACGAGCAACUGAAACGGGUCCUGAUGGCCGGUCGCACUUCCCGGGAAGCUCCUUUCUGAGCCCUCUCCAGCUAG